This is a messenger RNA of Gasterosteus aculeatus aculeatus (three-spined stickleback), 7365 nucleotides long. RefSeq lists its product as uncharacterized. The record is from RefSeq and is a predicted model, not a curated record. Gene Ontology annotation, cellular component: membrane; extracellular matrix. NCBI's taxonomy places the organism in Eukaryota, Metazoa, Chordata, Actinopteri, Perciformes, Gasterosteidae.
CCUGUUUAGUUGGUGGGGAGGGCAUUGAAUGCUUAAAAGCACGCCUUCUGUCCUGAGACGGACUCAAUAGGGUCCACAUCGCGGCGUGCUGGCGGUACAAGCUGAGAUUCCACACAGAGGCACAACAGUUACUGCUCAUCGUUCAUUCUUCAACUGAGCAAACAGAGAGCGCAUUAGCGACGCGAGAGCAGCUGCCGUUACUGGAUCAGCUAUGCUUGGAGGCAUCCUCCCAAAUUUGUUGGUCACAGUGACUCUACUCUUUGUAACUCCAACAGUUACUCAGUGCAGGGGUGAAAUUGACUUUUCAUCAGUUACUUUACCAGGUUGGGGGACAAAUUCAGAAUAUGUUACACAGUGUGUCUAUGACAGCCGUGGCCCUGUGAUUUGUGACUGGAAUGCAACAGAGGAUGGCGUAGUGACAGCUGUAGAGAGUGGUCCACUGAGACUGGAGGGCGAGGCCUGUCUAGAGUUUUGGUACUUAGCCCCAGUUGCAACUAAUGGGACAGAACUCCGUGUCCUGCUGAAGAGCAGCGUUGGUCUGAAAGAAAUCUGGACCUUGCCUCCCCGUCACAGGGAUGCUUGGAGACAAGUAUUUGUCCCUUUGGACAUCAUCAACCCAGGGACACAGGUCGUUAUCGAAGCAGCAUCCACGGAGGGACAGUUUGAAUUUAACCGGAUGGGUGUAAGGAGAGGCUCAUGUGGACCCCAGUGUGAAUCUGACGCAGAGCUGUGGACGGAUGAGUCCACUCGCUGCCUCUGUCCUGGUGGUCAGCUCUCUUGCUCCCCCUCUCAGUGCCCUGAGGGCCAAAGCUGCACCCCUCAAAGAGGGGCAUCCACUGCCACUUGCACUGUGCACAGUCACACUGACUGCAGCACUUUUGAUGGAGAGGUGUUCCGCUUCAUGAUGCCCUGCACCUACACGCUGGCUAAGACCUGCUCGCCCUCUGAGGCCAUGCCCAUGUUCACGGUGGAAGUGGUUAACGAGCAGAGCUGGAACUCGUCGCUGCCGACUGUUCAGCAGGUCGUUGUGAACAUGGGGAACUUCAGAGUGUCCCUGCUGAAAAGGGAAACAAGCCGGAUUGUGGUUAAUGGGGUCUGGAAGAAGCUUCCGCUGAGCCUCAGCAGUGGCACUGUCAACAUCAAGAGCCACCCCGCUGCUGUCGAACUGGGAACCGGUUUUGGCCUUUUAGUCUCGUAUGACAACACUGGUGCAGUCCAUGUCACCCUACCGUCUCUUUACUCUGAUAAAGUCUGUGGGUUGUGUGGAAACUAUAACCACGACAGACGAGACGACUUCAGAAAGCCCGACGGAACAUUUGCCCAAAACGCAACAGCUUUUGCAGAGAGCUGGCAGUCUGGGCAGGCCACCUCCGCCUGUGAAACCGUUCUUGUACCUCAUCAGUGUGACCCCCUGCAGGCGGCCGAGUAUGCCAGUGAGCAGUACUGUGGAGGCCUCCGCUCCAGUAGUGGGCCCUUUGCUGACUGCCUAUCAGUUCUGGAGGGAGAGAGCUACUUCAGGGGCUGUGUGGCCAGCAUGUGCUCCAGCCAUGGUGACCCGACGGUACUGUGUGAGGUAUUACAGGUGUACAGUGAUAUCUGCCAGGAGGCUGGAGUCUCCAUACCCAUAUGGAGGAACUCUUCAUACUGCCCUCUGCUAUGUGGUGAGAACAGCCACUAUAACGCAUGUGCCGAUGGCUGUCCCGAGGUAUGCUCCAGUUUGGAUAUAGUUGGCCCCUGUGGAAGUUGUGAGGAAAGAUGCGAGUGUGACUCUGGCUUAAAGCUCAGUGGGGGAAAUUGCGUCCCAGCAGAGGACUGUGGGUGCUGGUAUGAUGGAAAUCACUAUGAGAAUGGAGCAACAUUCUCGAAGGGAGAAUGUGAGCAACUGUGUCAGUGCAUGGGUAACAAUGACAUGCAAUGCACCACAAUGCAAUGCGCAGACAAAGAGAUUUGCAAGGUCAAGGAUGGGGUGAAAGGCUGUUUCCCUUUUAAGCCUGCUACAUGCAGCGUCUAUGGUGAUCCACACUACAUAACCUUCGAUGGGAUGGCAUAUGACUUUCAAGGAGGCUGCAGUUACACACUGACUACCACGUGUGCAAAGGAAAGCUCAGUCCAGUUCACUGUGAUUGGACACAACAUGCACCCCGCCCUUCAGAACACCCGAUCCAAGCUUGAAGCGGUUGCUCUUCAGGUUGAGGAUCUAUACCUCACUCUGAAUCAGAGUGGAGCGGUCUAUGUGAAUAAUAGCCUCGUCCGACUGCCCUAUUCCACCAAUGGCACAUUCGGCUCAGUAUGGGUCCACCAAAAGAAAAACUACAUCAUCUUGGAGACAACCUUUGGCCUCAGAAUGACGAUAGAUGCAAGGAACAGACUCUUCCUGGAGGUCGAUGAGCAAUACAAAUAUGAACUGUGCGGAUUGUGUGGCACCUACUCUGAACGUCAAGAUGAUGACUUCGUAACACCAGGAGGCCAAAAUGCUACGGGGUCAUUAGAGUUUGGUGACAGCUGGAGACUGCCAGGGGACAAUGAGUGUAUUUCCCAUCCAAGUGAUCCCAGACACUGUGAUUAUCAUGAGGAGAAUGAGGCCUACAAUGAGUGUUACACCCUACUGGGGGACGCCUUCAAACCCUGCCAUGAACUCAUUCACCCAAACAUCUACCUCAAUAGUUGUGUCUAUGACUACUGCGCCACCAAUGGUGAUCAACACACCCUGUGUGAAUCUCUCAAGUCCUAUGCAGCAGCAUGCCAGUUUGCAGGAGUGGAGCUGCCCAACUGGCAAUCAAACACAGCCUGCGCUGAGCCCCCAACCACUACAGCUCAUCCAACACCUUCAACUGCUACCUCUCCAACAACAGAUCAUACUCUCUGUCCCAUAAACUGUGACUUUGAAAAAAACCUGUGUGGUUGGGAGCAACUCUUACAGGACAGUUUUGAUUGGAAAAGACAUUCUGGAUCAACCCCAUCAAGCUUGACCGGACCAAACCAAGACCACACCACUGGAGCUGGUUUCUACAUGUAUAUUGAAGGAAAUAAUGUAACCCAUGGAGAUUCAGCUCGUCUUUGGAGCUCAAUGUGCCAUUACAAUGGCCCACUCUGCCUGCGCUUCUGGUACCACAUGUAUGGUUCAGCCACAUCCAUGGCGCUCAAUAUAUAUCUGCUCAAAGACAAUAAAGCUACCAAGCUUUGGGUCAUGAUGAACAACCAGGGACCAGAAUGGCAUCCAGGAAUAGUUGACAUUCCAGUGUCUGGUCCAUUCCAAAUGAUUAUUGAGGGAAUUCGAGGCUCUAAUACUCAAUCAGAUGUGGCCAUAGAUGACAUUUCCAUCCACUUUAGCUCAUGUUCAGGUAACUUCCCUGGCCUGGGCAGUGGAACUGUGCCUCCCUCCCUAACAGCGGCGGUCCCCCCCUCACUUCCGAUCUGCAAUAUGGAUUGUAGCUUUGACGGCAACCUUUGUAGCUGGAAUCAGAUGGUGACUGAUACUUUGGACUGGACUUGGCAAAAUGGUUCCACCUCAACCCCGAUGACUGGGCCAUCUGCUGACCACACUGGUGAUGGUCACUAUCUUUACAUGGAAGCCGACAACGCGUCACAUGGAGACAUGGCUCGUCUCAUCAGCUCUGAGUGUUCUGAAUCUGGUCCUCAAUGUCUGCAGUUCUGGUACCAUAUGUAUGGCUCAGCAGAUACAAUGGGACUCCAUGUUUACCUGCUACAAAACAAAGUAGCCGAUGCUCUUUGGGGGAAAAGAAAUGACAAUGGAAAUAUUUGGAAACUUGCUCAGUUAGACAUCACAACAACUGGAGCUUUCCAGAUCAUUAUUGAAGGGCGUAGAGGCUCCAACGAAGAGUCUGAUGUGGCAAUAGAUGACGUAAAGCUGUAUCGUGGACAAUGCCCUGAUGUGAGUGGUGUGACAACAAGUCCUCCUAAACCUGAUGAAAACACAAGUCCUCCAAUGGUCCUGGUGCCAACCACUGUGUUUCCACAGCCCCCUGUGGUCAAUGUUACUGCUCAGCUCCCCGUUACAGCUCGACCUCCUGUAGCAAAUGUCACCGUACAUUCAACAGUAGAAGCAAAAACUGACUUCAUUAAUGGAGAAAAUGUUACUGAAGCUGCAGAGAGACCGCCACCAGUAUGCCAACUCAACUGCAAUUUUGACCAAGAUUUAUGUCAGUGGGAUCAACUUCUUACUGAUGCUUUUGAUUGGACAAGGUAUAGUGGCUCCACUCCUACUACAAUGACUGGGCCCUCUUCAGAUCACACAACAGGAGGUGGACACUAUCUUUACAUUGAAGCCAACAACGCGUCACAUGGAGAUACGGCUCGUCUCAUCAGCUCUGAGUGUUCUGACUCUGGUCCUCAAUGUCUGCAGUUCUGGUACCAUAUGUAUGGCUCAGCGGAUACAAUGGGCCUCCAUGUUUACCUUCUCCAGGACAGAGUGGCCGAUGCUGUUUGGUGGAAGAGAAAUGACCAUGGAAAUGUGUGGCAGCCUGCUCAGUUGGACAUCACAACAACUGGAGCUUUCCAGAUCAUAUUUGAGGGCCGAAGAGGUUCUAACAUCCAGUCUGAUGUUGCCAUAGAUGAUGUAAUACUUUAUCGCGGAUCCUGCACAGUUGCGACGGUGGGUCCAGAGUUUCCCACAACUGCUACACAAACACAUUCGUCAACUUUAUCAAAACCACAGCCCACACUGACAGCUACUUUUACAACAAAUACCGAUAUACCAACAACAAGGCCACAGCAACCGAUAACAUCCAAACCAAUAACAACAACCACAACUGGACCUCCAACCACAACCAGACCCCAUCCACCAACAACAGAGUACCCGAGACAUGAAACUCCAGAGCAACCAGAGCCUGAAUUUACAGAGAAACCUCAAACAACAGCAAGUCCAGAGCCACCAACUGCAUCUGCCAACGGACCCCCAACCACAACCAGACCCUACCCACCAACAACAGAGUACACAGGACUUGGAACUCCAGAACAUACAGAACCUGAAAUGACAGAAAGACCUGAACAACCAGCUCCAUCUACUAAUGGAAGCCCAACCACAGCUGGACCCCACCCACCAACAGCAGGACUUGGAACUCCAGAGCCUGAAUUUACAGAGAAACCUCAAACAACAGCAAGUCCGGACCCACUAACUACAUCUACCAAUGGACCCCCAACCACAACUAGACCCCACCCACCAACAACAGAGUACUCAGGACUUGGAACUCCAGAGCAUCCAGAACCUGAAAUGACAGCAAGACCUGAACAACCAGCUACAUCUACUAAUGGAAGCCCUACCACAGCCAGACCCCACCCACAAACAACAGGGCACCCAGGAGAUGGAACUCCAGAGCAACUAGAGCCUGAAUUUACAGAGAAACCUCAAACAAACUCAAGUCCAGAGCCACCAACUGCAUCUGCCAAUGGACCCCCAACCACAGCCGGACCCCACCCACCAACAACAGGACUUGGAACUCCAGAGCAUGAAUUUACAGAGAAACCUCAAACAACAGCAAGUCCGGAACCACUAACUACAUCUACCAAUGGACCCCCAACCACAGCCGUACCCCACCCACCAACAACAGCAGGACCACAUUCCACAACAACAACUGCCCCACAGCGUACAACAACCAAUAAACCACAUUCAACAACAGGUAGACCUCUGCCUACAACUCCAGCCACACCACAACCACAAACUACACAUGUACCAACACCCUCUUGCCCUGAGAACAGUCAUUACACCACUUGCGUCCCACAAUGCAGUCCAACCUGUGAACACCUGAAUGGCCCAUCGGAUUGCAGUGACCAUGAGGGUUGUGUGAAGGGAUGUGUAUGUGAUGACGGUUUUGUGCGUACAAGUAAGGCCUGUGUGCCUAUCCAACGAUGUGGUUGUGUGGACAGGAAUGGCACCACACACAACUUCAAUAAAGAGUGGUACACCGAUCACUGCAGUAAGAAAUGUGAAUGUGAGAAAGACGACGGCGUGGGAAAGAUUGACUGCGAUGACAAAGAUGAGUGCGAUGGAAAAGCUGUCUGCCUUCAAAAUGAGGCGGGAAAUUAUUACUGCCAGUCUACAGGCUUCGGAGAGUGCACUAUCAGGGGAGAUCCUGAGUACAGAACAUUUGAUGAAAUGAAGUUUGACUUUGAGGGAAAGUACUCAUAUGUGCUGGUCAGCACCAACAACUUGCCGUAUUACCUUCCACAUGUCUACAUCGAGGGCACCAAUACCCUCGAUGAUGAGAAAGAUAGGCGGCAUCAUGGUGACGGUAGCAGUGAAGAAGACAACAGCCGCAGGUCGAGGGGCGAUGAUGAUGAUGACAGCAAACAUGAUGACGACAGUGAAGAGCACAAGGAACACCACAGAUUACAAGAGCUUAAGAUCAGAGUAUAUGAUCACACUGUCGUAUUGAAGCAAAACUGCAGGCUGAUUGUGGAUGGAAGGGAAACCAAAACUCCCACCUCACCAACUGCUGGUCUAAACAUCUCCCUGCAUUCCUCUCGCAUCUACCUGAAGACCGACUUUGGCCUCUCCGUGGAGUUUGACGGACGCAACGCAGCAGAGAUCAUUUUACCAAACUUGUAUAAAAGGAAAGUGGGGGGUCUGUGUGGGAACUUUGACGGCCACAAGGGGAACGACCUGAUGAAGCCAGAUGGUACCAGGGCCAAGAGCAUCAAAAAGUUUGGAGACAGCUGGAGAGUGUGAACACCAGAUGAUGCAAGAAUGAGACAUGGCUCAUAAAAUGACCCGUGACGGCUUUGACCACGAGCAGAAGAAUCAUUGCGGCAGCUAACGAGAAUUCAGACAGAAAUAAUGUUGAUUCAAUCUUUUAAUGAGGCAACAUUUCUUCUCAAAAAAUCGACAGACACAACUUCAGCCGGACUGAUGUGACUGAGGGACUGAGGGUUUUCUUUCAUCUUGAUAUAAAUACAGGACAAUGAAAACUUUUCCACUGCUUUGAUAGUGAAAGUUCUUAGAGGGGUACACCAGAACCCAAAGCAUCAUGAGUUACAAGACAUAACUAAAUGCACCACUACGCUAACAUCAAUCAGCAAUGUUGCAUUGUUUCAAGAAUCUUUCAAGUCAAUUUUAAAAAAAGUAGAAAUCUCAAACAUCUUUGCUUCUUCGCAAUAUCAUUGAGCUCUGUGGCUAUAUAUCAGACAACUGUUUGUGUCAUUGCCAAACAAACAGGUGUGCAUAUGCCUUAAUAAUGAUAAUGCAUGACUACAUGGGAUUAUUCAUCACUAUCCGUUAUUGUUGGAAAGACGAUCAAUGUGCAAUAAAUGAUUAUACAAAAUGUUGCUUGCAUACUGUGUAAUUGGAAUCUAAUUGGAAGGUUUUCUAUUUAAACUUCUUUGCUCUAAUAAACACGCACUGUGGUUACA